UUUCUUUUCCUCUACUCCAAAGAUAUCUCGGUUCGCAAAAGUCUAUUUAAUUUCAUAGCAAUCUCACUUUUCUCUUCCCCCACCCUCAAAGAUCUCUCAAAGAAUGGCUUCCGCGGCUGUUGCAUCGAUGGUUCUUGACCCUAAAGCAUCACCGGCCUUGAUGGAUCUAUCCACCGCAGACGAAGAAGAUCUCUAUGGCCGCCUCAAAUCGCUUGAACGACAACUAGAGUUCACCGAUAUCCAAGAAGAAUAUGUGAAAGACGAGCAAAAGAAUCUCAAACGAGAGCUGUUACGAGCACAAGAAGAGGUCAAACGAAUUCAAUCCGUGCCUUUGGUGAUAGGUCAGUUCAUGGAGAUGGUAGAUCAGAACAACGGCAUCGUCGGAUCUACUACUGGCUCCAAUUACUAUGUCAGAAUUCUCAGCACAAUCAAUAGAGAACUCUUAAAGCCUUCUGCUUCCGUCGCUCUUCACCGUCACUCCAACGCCCUUGUUGAUGUUUUGCCUCCGGAGGCUGAUUCUAGCAUCUCCCUUCUCAGCCAAUCUGAGAAGCCUGACGUCUCCUACAAUGAUAUUGGAGGAUGCGAUAUUCAGAAACAGGAAAUUCGUGAGGCUGUUGAAUUGCCUCUUACCCACCACGAGCUUUACAAACAGAUUGGUAUUGACCCACCUCGUGGAGUCUUGCUCUAUGGACCUCCUGGUACUGGAAAGACUAUGUUGGCUAAGGCUGUUGCCAAUCACACAACUGCUGCCUUCAUUAGGGUUGUUGGAUCCGAGUUUGUGCAAAAGUAUCUCGGCGAGGGACCUCGUAUGGUUCGUGAUGUCUUCCGUCUUGCCAAGGAAAAUGCUCCAGCUAUCAUCUUCAUUGAUGAGGUAGAUGCCAUCGCUACUGCUAGGUUUGAUGCUCAAACAGGAGCCGAUAGGGAAGUUCAGCGUAUUCUCAUGGAGCUUCUUAAUCAGAUGGAUGGAUUUGACCAGACCGUGAAUGUCAAGGUCAUAAUGGCAACAAACAGGGCAGACACUCUAGAUCCUGCUCUCUUACGUCCUGGAAGACUUGAUCGUAAGAUUGAGUUCCCCCUUCCUGAUAGACGUCAAAAGAGGCUUGUUUUCCAGGUAUGCACCUCCAAAAUGAACCUUAGCGAUGAGGUUGACUUGGAAGACUAUGUUUCACGGCCUGAUAAAAUUAGCGCUGCUGAGAUAGCAGCAAUUUGCCAGGAAGCUGGUAUGCAUGCGGUGCGAAAGAACAGAUAUGUGAUACUACCUAAGGAUUUCGAGAAGGGCUACCGCGCAAAUGUUAAGAAGCCAGACACGGACUUUGAGUUUUACAAGUGAAGAGAAAGCAGAAGUGGAACCAGAUUAUGGCUGUUGUUAAAAUUCCAGUGUGUUUUGAGAAUUAUUAAGGACAUGGAAUCAAAUUUGCAGUUAAAUUAAGAACUAAGUUGCAUCUCCUAAUUUCUGUAACUCGAGUUCACAUUUGUUUUUAGUCUAUCAGCUUUUUACAGUUUAAUGUAUAAGAAAAACUGGGGAUGGUGUCCUUAGAAUUGCCAGAGCAUGGUAAUAAUUAUGUCUCCUCUGAUUAAAAAGACAACAAAAAUAGUGAUGAUAUUAGGAGCACGCUGCACUGCUCAAUGUUCAUAGAAAACUUCAGACUUCAAUAAUGCCUAAAUGUGUUGGAUCUUGUUUUGGAGUUGGUGAUAGAUGAUGAAAUGACCAGUAUUACUAUUACAUAGUAUCCGCAAAUCAAGAAUGAUGCAAAUCAAGAGAAAACAGUAGCAAGAGUGGUUGGACAGGUAAGAACUAUUACCAUAUCUAAAUGAUUACUUUAAAAAUAACAACUUGGAUCAAGAUGGUUUUUGUUUUCAUGUAUUUGUCAUUUUGCUAUCUCAUAAGAAUCUUAAGCUUGGUCAGUCUCUGGGUCUCUCUACAUUAGCGUUUGUUGCGGUGUUUACACACCAAUAUGAUUUGAUCUAAAGACUCCUUUUGAAGACUGUCUUACCCUUAACGAAUACGCCUCUUUUGUUUAACUUCACCACACUCUCUCUCUCUUUCUUCUUCUUCUUCUUCUUCUUC
This is a messenger RNA of Arabidopsis thaliana (thale cress), 2068 nucleotides long. It is a transcript of the gene RPT3, whose product is annotated as regulatory particle triple-A ATPase 3. Gene Ontology annotation, molecular function: ATP hydrolysis activity; ATP binding. The record is from RefSeq and is marked reviewed. Lineage: Eukaryota; Viridiplantae; Streptophyta; Magnoliopsida; Brassicales; Brassicaceae. The transcript has 6 exons. Bases 104 to 1330 code for a protein of 408 amino acids. Gene Ontology annotation, cellular component: cytoplasm; nucleus.